AGUCUGGGAUUCCGUGACACGCCGCUCCGGGAUGUGAUUUUUCUCGCGAGGGGGAGCAAAGACCCUGCGCGGGUCGCGCCGUGAUGGGAGGGUCCCGGGCCGGGGGGCGCCCCCGCCCGGGAAGGGGCGAGAGCGUCCCCGCCCCCCACCCCGCGGCGGCGGCGGGAGCUGCCGGGGGCGGGGCCGGCGGGGAAGCGGCGCUGUCCGUGUGGGGCCCCGCCCCACCGAUGGCCGCCCCGCCGCGGUUCGGGCCGCUGCAGCUGGCGCUGGCGGCGGCGGGGGCGGCGGCGGCGGCGCUGGACGUGGCCGCCGAUGGGUGGGUGGCGGCGGGGUACGCGCGGGACGGGCAGCCCGGCUGGGCCGCGCUGGCCCUGGCCCUGCUGGCCGCCGCCUCGGUCGCCACCCAGGCCUGCAGCUGGCUCUGGCUCCGCGCCGACCCGCCCGCCCUGCGCCCCGCCGUGCCGCCGUGGCUGCUCGCCGCCCUCCACCUUCUCCAGCUCGGCUUCUUCUUCAGGUGCCUCUAUGCUCUGAAGGUGGGCUGGAAGGUGUGCUGGGCGAAGGCGGAGGAGGAGGAGGAGCAGAGCCGCAUGGCCUUCCUCUCCCAUGACAUCAGCAUGCUGCGCCUCUUCGAGACCUUCCUGGAGAACACCCCGCAGCUCAUCUUGCUCCUCUAUGUUAUCUUGCGGACAAACAAGGCAGAGCCCUCCCAGGGACUGGGGCUCUGCACCGCGUUCCUGUGCGUGACCUGGUCUCUACUGGACUACCACCAGUCCCUCCGCUCCUUCUUGCAGGACAAGUACAAGCUAAGCCUGGGCUCCUCCAUCAUCUACUUCCUGUGGAACCUCUUCCUCAUCUGCCCCCGCAUCCUCACGGUCACCCUCUUUGCCCUGCUCUGGCCCUACGGCAUGGCUGUCCACUUCCCGCUCGUGUGGCUGGCGAUGUUCCUCUGGGUCAGCCUGCAGGGCACAGACUUCAUGGAGUCACCUGGCGCCGAGCAGCUCUACCGGGCCAUAGUGGCCGUGAUCCUCUACUUCAGCUGGUUCAACGUGGCGCAGGGGAGGACGCUGUACCGCAGCAUCAUCUAUCACGGCUUCAUCCUGGUAGACAGCAUGAUGCUGGCCCUGUCCUGGCUUUGGUGCCGGUCCCCAUCUGACAACGACUCGUACCUCGUGCCAGUGGUCUCUGCUGCCCUGCCCUGCUAUCUGCUGGGGCUGGUGCUCAGAGUCACCUACUACAAGUGGCUUCACCCCAAUGUGUGGGCGCAGCAAGAAGGUGGCUAUGACGAGGUGGAUGCCAACAGGGGGAGCGAUGGGCUGGGGUUCUGCUCGCUCUCGGUGCCACACCUCGUAAACAGACGGAUGCAGUGGCUGGCCCAGACACAGUUUUCCAUCCCCCGGCUGGCGAGGCAGUGCUUCCUGAAUGGGGCUGCUGCUGUUGAGUCAGCUGUCUGAGGCCGGCUCCUCCAAAGUGACUUGCCAGGGAGAUAGAUUUGCUAGUCCUGCUCCCGGUUCUGCACCCCAAGGCUGUUGUUUCAGGCAGCUGGACGGACUUGGCCGAAACCAGGGGUGAUGUGCUAGCACCCGGCGAGGCACAUGGCACAGCUCCCAUGGCUGCGCCCUCAGGGGGAGCCAUGGUGUUCGUGGGUUGUCCAGCGUGUUGUGGCUGCACUGCCAUGGUCAUCUUCUUUUGUUAUUUAUUAUUAGCUUUUUUAAAAAAAAAAACCAACAACCAGGAAACAA
This is a messenger RNA of Phalacrocorax carbo (great cormorant), 1739 nucleotides long. NCBI's taxonomy places the organism in Eukaryota, Metazoa, Chordata, Aves, Suliformes, Phalacrocoracidae. The record is from RefSeq and is a predicted model, not a curated record.